ACUACAAAGCUUCCUGUCGCAGCUGGCGUGCUAGCUGUUUCUGGAAGACAGCGCUACGGUUUUGUUGUCUGAAAAUUAAACUUCUAGAAGGAGAUUUGGUUUCAAGCGUGUCCGCAGAAGUCGGGGAAGCUUUGACCGUCUGUCUGACUUUGUUCUUCGGUUGUUAUACAUUGGGAAGCCUUAAUCCCGGCGUGAUAUUGUUGUUAGCUUAGAGGAGCUAACUUGUCCAGCUGCCUCAGCGCUGUAUGUGCGGCAACAACAUGUCAGCUCCUUUACCUGCCAUCGUGCCUGCUGCCAGGAAAGCCACCGCGGCGGUCAUAUUUCUGCAUGGCCUCGGUGACACGGGGCAUGGCUGGGCAGAGGCUUUUGCAGGCAUCAGGAUACCACAUGUGAAAUACAUCUGUCCUCACUCCCCCACUAUGCCUGUUUCUUUAAACAUGAGGAUGUCCAUGCCUUCUUGGUUCGAUAUUUAUGGGCUGAGUCCAGACGCAGACGAAGAUGAGGCUGGCAUCAAGAGAGCAUCAGAGAACAUCAAAGCCUUGAUAGAUCAAGAAGUGAAGAAUGGAAUACCUUCACACAGAAUUAUCCUGGGUGGAUUUUCUCAGGGUGGAGCAUUGUCUCUUUACACAGCUUUGACAACUCAGCAGAAGCUCGCUGGCGUGGUCGCUCUAAGCUGCUGGCUUCCCCUCCGCAAAUCCUUCCCUCAGGCGGCUACUAACGGCGCCAACAAGGACAUGCAUGUCCUGCAGUGCCACGGGGAUGCCGACCCCCUGGUCCCGUUCACAUUCGGCACCCAGACGGCAGAGAAGCUGAAAGCUCUCAUCAACCCUGUAAAUAUCACCUUCAAGCCGUAUCGAGGUCUGCCUCACAGUGCCUGUCCUGAGGAAAUGAUCGAUAUCAAGAGGUUUAUAGAGAGGCAGCUUCCUGCUAUCAGCAACGAAUGAACAAAGAAUAAUCACCUGCUCACUUUUAUCCGAGUCCGUGGACCUCGACGUCAGCAAGGCGAGGUGGACUCAGGAGUUACGUGACAGUAAACCCACGCUGCUACUUUAUAGAUUCCGAAAGACUGGAGCCGUUAGCCUGAAGGGCGCGAUUGAAACAUUGCUGCGUUCGACCUGGAGCCACAUUCUGCUCUCAGUGUUACUGUAGGCGAACUUUAGCUGCUUGAUUGUAAAGCCUGUUCCACUGAGACAAGCCAUUUUUGCAGGACUUGUAUGUAUUAUAAUAAUCAGGGCUAUAAUUUCUGCCUUCUCACAAUAAAUGGCAUGUUAAUAGUUAGUAGUGUUUAAAUAAGUUUAUUUGUUAGUGUAUUGCCCAUUUAAUUAAGAAGUUCAGCUUUCAGCUACCAAAAUGUGCUUUAUUUCUGAAUUUUUGCUUUAAAAAAAUAUUAGAAUUUCGUUUUUAAUUGCUCUUUUUUUUUUUUUUGCCCAAGUUUAAUGGAAAGGUAGGAUAAUGAUAGAAAAUAUUUGUAAUUCCUGUAAACGAGUGCAAAAAAUAUUACUCAUGUUAAAUAAGGUGGUAAAUCUCCUAAUAUUCAUGAGAAAUGACAGCAAAAAAACGUGAUUGUGCUUUAUUUAAUUUGUGAGAAUUCAAAUAGCUAUUUCACACAUUUUUUUGUUUUUAAUAC
Molecule: messenger RNA, 1627 nt
Organism: Nematolebias whitei (Rio pearlfish)
Lineage: Eukaryota; Metazoa; Chordata; Actinopteri; Cyprinodontiformes; Rivulidae
Gene: lypla1
Product: lysophospholipase 1
Exons: 9
Coding region: 246-944 (232 amino acids)
Biological process (GO): protein depalmitoylation
Cellular component (GO): cytoplasm
Molecular function (GO): palmitoyl-(protein) hydrolase activity; carboxylic ester hydrolase activity
Source: RefSeq, a predicted model, not a curated record